Molecule: messenger RNA, 936 nt
Organism: Fulvia fulva
Lineage: Eukaryota; Fungi; Ascomycota; Dothideomycetes; Mycosphaerellales; Mycosphaerellaceae
Exons: 3
Coding region: 1-936 (311 amino acids)
Source: RefSeq, a predicted model, not a curated record
AUGCCGGGCGUUCCUCCUGAUGCUGUCGACAACGUGAAGAAGCUCUUCAAGGGCCUCUUCAAGCGCGGCAAGAACAAGAAGCAAGACACCUCUGCGCCGACCACGCAAACGAGCCAGACUGGCACCGCCGCCCAGCAACAGCCGGCAUCGCAAUCGCAAGCCCCAGCCUCCCCGCCUCCCGCAACCCAACAGCAGACUGGCGCAGCAGCAGACACAAACAAGCCUCUGCCCGCUACCCACCCUCUAGCGACUGGCGAGCACAGCAAACCACAAGAAGCUGUCCCAGUUAACCACGCAGCGCAACCGGGCCCACCAGACGGCGCAAACGAUGCGACCACGAGAUUCGAGGCACAAGGUGUGUCGCCUGUUUCGACCACACCAGCAGCCGGCUCCGCGCCAGUCUCAGCUGUAGAGAAAGAUGCCGCACCUGCAGUACCUGCGAAGGACGUUGGCAACACAGACUCGAGCCCCGCAGCACCAGUGACCGACGGCGCAAAGGGGAACGCUCCACCUACUACAACCGCAGCAAGCAACCCUCUGACUGCGCCAAAGACCGAGUACAACACACUGGCAGCCUCGAAGCUUGACCCAGCCAGCUCGAACGCACCAGCCAAUGACCCAGCACAGUCGGCCGCAAACGCGACCAUCUCCUCUGUAGCACCAAACAGCACAACCGCCCAGCCCGCCGGCCAAGUGCCAAAGGAGACCAGCGCAGCCGCUCCAGCGACUGACGCAAAGCCAACGGAGACCGCUGCUGGCAACACAUUGACCAAACCGCUCACCGGCGACGAGAAAGAAACGGCGCAGGAAACUCCAGCGUCAGCACCGACCUACAAAGCAGCACCAGGCAUGAGUGCUACUUCUGGCCCUUUGGCUGAUUACCCUGAAGGUUCUACCACUGAAGAGACUCCCGCUGCUGCUGCCCCUGCGAAGUAG